CCCGCGCGCUAGUUAAAAAGAAGAAGAAAAGAGGGAGCGAAACAUGAGAGGCUGUGUGAGAAGCUGCAGGCGCCGGCAGAGGAGACCUCAGCAUCAUCUCGAGCCCAGCGCUGGCCCUGCCCGCGCCUGCCCCGCCGCUGCCGCCGCCGCCGUUUCUGUUCCUGCUACUGUCUCACCUAAACAACUCCCGUUACACGGACAAGUGAACCUCUGUGGCCGUCUUCUCUUCCUCUUCUUCUUCCUUCUUUUCCAACUCCUUCUCCUCCCACUUCCCAGCCGCAGCAGGAAGCCCCUAACCCAACUGACACUCGCGCAACUGCAAACGGUGUCAUCCGGACAACUUUAUCUCGCUCCUCGGACUCCCCUAAGGCAUUGGACCCAUCGCCUUAUCUUUUUAUUUUUUGCAAAGUUGCAUCGCUCCACAUAUUUUCGCCCCCGCCACCACUCUCUGCCUCUCGAGUGUCCCCCGCAGCCUCCUCCUGGAGCUGCGCCCUAGUGCCCCUGCUGGGCAGUGGCGUUUCCCCCCCCCCACCCCCCAUCCUCCUGCGCCGAGCCCCUGCCGCUCCGGGCAGACGAUGCUGAAGAUGCUCUCCUUUAAGCUGCUGCUUCUGGCCGUGGCUCUGGGCUUCUUUGAAGGAGAUGCUAAGUUUGGGGACAGAAGUGAAGGGAGCGGAGCGAGGAGGAGAAGGUGCCUAAAUGGGAACCCCCCGAAGCGCCUGAAAAGGAGAGAUAGGCGGAUGAUGUCCCAGUUGGAGCUGCUGAGUGGGGGAGAGAUGCUGUGCGGUGGCUUCUACCCUCGUCUGUCCUGCUGCCUGCGGAGUGACAGCCCAGGGUUGGGGCGCCUGGAUAACAAGAUAUUUUCUGUUACCAACAACACAGAAUGUGGGAAGUUACUGGAGGAAAUCAAAUGUGCACUUUGCUCUCCACAUUCCCAGAGCCUGUUCCACUCACCUGAAAGAGAAGCCUUGGAAAGAGACCUUGCACUUCCCCUGCUCUGCAAAGACUAUUGCAAAGAAUUCUUUUAUACUUGCCGAGGCCAUAUUCCAGGUUUCCUUCAAACUACUGCUGAAGAGUUUUGUUUUUACUAUGCAAGAAAAGAUGGUGGGUUGUGCUUUCCAGAUUUUCCAAGAAAACAAAUCAGAGGACCAGCAUCUAACUACUUGGACCAGAUGGAAGAAUAUGACAAAGUGGAAGAGAUCAGCAGAAAGCACAAACACAACUGCUUCUGUAUUCAGGAGGUUGUGAGUGGGCUGCGCCAGCCUGUCGGCGCCCUGCAUAGUGGGGAUGGCUCGCACCGUCUCUUCAUUCUGGAAAAAGAAGGUUACGUGAAGAUACUUACCCCUGAAGGAGAAAUUUUCAAGGAGCCUUAUUUGGACAUUCACAAACUUGUUCAAAGUGGAAUAAAGGGAGGAGAUGAAAGAGGUCUGCUAAGCCUUGCAUUCCAUCCCAAUUACAAGAAAAAUGGAAAGCUGUAUGUGUCUUAUACCACCAACCAAGAACGAUGGGCUAUCGGGCCUCAUGACCACAUUCUUCGAGUUGUGGAAUACACAGUAUCCAGAAAAAAUCCCCAUCAAGUUGAUUUGAGAACAGCCAGAGUAUUUCUUGAAGUCGCAGAACUCCACAGAAAGCAUCUAGGAGGGCAGCUGCUCUUUGGCCCUGACGGCUUUUUAUACGUCAUUCUCGGUGAUGGGAUGAUCACACUGGAUGAUAUGGAAGAAAUGGAUGGUUUAAGUGAUUUCACAGGGUCGGUGCUCCGGCUGGACGUGGACACGGAUAUGUGCAGCGUGCCUUAUUCCAUACCGAGGAGCAACCCGCACUUCAACAGCACCAACCAGCCCCCAGAAGUGUUUGCACACGGCCUGCACGAUCCAGGCAGAUGUGCUGUGGAUCGCCAUCCCACUGAUAUAAACAUCAAUUUAACAAUACUUUGUUCAGACUCCAAUGGAAAGAACAGAUCAUCUGCCAGAAUCCUACAGAUAACAAAGGGGAAAGAUUAUGAAAGUGAGCCAUCACUUUUGGAAUUCAAGCCAUUCAGUAAUGGUCCUUUGGUUGGUGGAUUUGUUUACCGGGGCUGCCAGUCGGAAAGACUGUACGGAAGCUAUGUGUUUGGAGACCGUAAUGGGAAUUUCUUAACCCUCCAGCAAAGUCCCGUGAGCAAGCAAUGGCAAGAAAAACCACUCUGUCUGGGCAACAGUGGUUCCUGUAGAGGUUACUUUUCAGGUCACAUAUUGGGAUUUGGAGAAGAUGAAUUAGGUGAAGUUUAUAUCCUAUCAAGUAGUAAAAGUAUGACCCAGACUCACAAUGGAAAACUCUACAAAAUCAUAGAUCCCAAAAGACCUCUAAUGCCUGAGGAAUGCAAAGCCACGGUACAACCUGCGCAGACACUGACUUCAGAGUGUUCCCGGCUCUGUCGGAACGGCUACUGUACCCCAACGGGCAAGUGCUGCUGCACCCCAGGAUGGGAAGGGGACUUCUGCAGAAUUGCAAAAUGCGAGCCAGCAUGUCGUCAUGGAGGUGUCUGUGUUAGACCAAACAAGUGCCUCUGUAAAAAAGGAUAUCUUGGUCCUCAGUGUGAACAAGUGGACAGAAACUUCCGCCGAGUGACCCGGGCAGGUAUUCUUGAUCAGAUCAUUGACAUGACAUCUUAUUUGCUGGAUCUAACAAGUUACAUUGUAUAGUUUCUGGGACUGUUUGAAUAUUCCUUUCCAAUGGGCAUUUAUUUUUUAUCCUGUCAUUAAAAAGAAAGACUGUUAUCCCGCUACACACUUCCUGUGAUUUCAUUUUCUUUUAUUAAUUUAAAAAUAAUUUUCCAGAAAUGGGCAGAUCCUGUGUGUGUAUGUUGGCACGUUUGUUCACCUAGGCGCACACACACACACACUCACAACCCCUAUACGUGUGGUUGCCUAAGAGAUGGGUUUUAAAAAUAUAGGUUUCCUUGUGUGGAGUAAUUUACACAGAAAUUCCAUUGUAAAUUGAUAACGGAAUUUUUAUGUCACCAGAGGAGAUUAUUUGACUUCCCAGGAAUUUUCUGUCUGUAAUAACUAAAGUCAACUUAAUGGAGUUUUGAAACAUGACUGUGCAAUCUGAUGGAUCUAAUAAAAAAAAAGGCAAUAUUUUUAUAUUAAAGGAUUAUAAUGUGAGAGAAUGUUUCAGAACUCCCUGAUGAAUUUCCAAAUGGGAGACUUGAUAUAAAAUUGUAAUCUUCAUUUGUAUCCGUGUAUCCAGUUAUAGAAUGUUACUCACUUACCUUCUCAUUGGCUGAGAAAUCUGGUUACUCUAGUUUAAUCUCAAGAUUGUUUUCAAGUGUUUUAUAAUUAAAUCAUAACAGCAUAUUCUAAAACCAAUCUUCCUAAAAGGUCUGCUUUUAUUAUAUGUUGUAUCUAACAAUAGGCACUGGGUUUGUGUUACCUAUUUAUAUUUUUUAUUUUAUUUUUAUAAUAUAGACAUCACCUAGAUGAAACACCUUUGCCCUGUCCUGUAAAAUACUAAAGUUACAUUUUUCACCAACUUAAUUGGAAAGAAGGGGAGUGAGCAAACAGUCUUUAAUGUGCUGUGGAUCUAAUCUAGCCAUGUAUCCUUGUGCCAACAUGUAAUCAUUAACGACGGAUGAAAAAGCAAGAAAACAGCCAAUCCUUAUAAAAUUCCAGCAUUAAACUUAUGUAAAGCGCUUUUCACCAUAGCAAGACUGUCAGUGUAUAUGUGAUUAGAAUGUUGCAGAUUUCCCACUGAACAAAACUCACUGGGGAAGUGCUCACUUGUUCUUAACAAAUCUUGGCUAUGUAAGCUGUCACUUGUACAAAUUUUUUAAACAAUAAUUCUCUCCAAAUAUGAGUUUUAAUGUAUAUGUUCCUUUAGAACCCGAUGAAAAUCCUCUUUGGUUAAUGUAUGAAUAAUUUUUUGUAAAUGUUCUGUUCAGGUUUUUAAAGAGAGGCCAUGUUCUAAUUUAAAGCAGCGAAAGUCUGAUAGACAUUUUUCCUACUGGUUUUCGAGGCCAGCGCUCCACAUUCAGAUCAUAACAAAAUUAUAAGGCCUCUUUGCACUACUGAGAAAACAUCUCUCAUGAUGUGCACACCGGCUCUAAGUUGUCCUGUAAACAUCUGUUCUUCCAGAAUCUAAAUUGUACGCUAGCGUAGAUUAUGCAGCACAGGCUGACUUUCCAAAUCUGCUCCUUACCUAUAGGAAUGUGAGCCUCGAUUAAAAAGAAUAAAAUCAUGUAACUAGUAUUUCUCUAUUGUUUUAAGGUGAGAGAUUUGCAAUUAAAGCACACUGAGCAUUUAUGUAGAAAGGUUGUUUAAGUACACUGCUCUUGUCUUCCAUAUAUGAUUACUUAAGUUUCAAGUGACCUCAUGCCGAAUGGAAAUGGGUUGAGAAACCUUGGUUCAGUGCUUAGUGAACAAUAGCCUGCAUUAAAAAGUGCAUGCAUAAUUUUGCACAAUUUAGAUUCAAUUGACAGUCUAUUCAAAGAAGUCUCCGGAUUAAAUGAGCAUGGAGACCAAAUUGCCCUCUUACCCCAGAAAAGGGGUGGUCCCUUCUAGUCACACUAACACUUCAUUGGCCCACGAGUGUGACAAAUCUUGCCCUGAACCUGCAGUAGCCUGCAUCUGGAGGUUAAUAGCAGUCUUUUGUCUCCCUUGCUUUCUCUUCAUAGCCCUUUUACUGAAUUCCAUCACAGAAAGUUUUACAAUUAAAAAAAAAAAAAUGUCCUGACAACCAUUUUUGUAAAUGGACCUUACCAUCUAAUCGUCCCUUAUUCAGCGUGGGUGACAUUAACAAAAUGUGAACUUCUGGUAAGGGAGCCAGCUGUCUAAAUCUGUCAAAUCGUGCGGUUUUAUUACACAUUCUCCUGUUCAUAGUUGCACCGAAAACAAUAAGGACACUGCUAUAGAUUGAGCAAAAUCUGAAAAAUCCGAGGUUUUUUCUUACACACUUAAUCUUUCCAGCUCUUCAAAAGAAUCUCUCCAAAAGAAAAGGUGUUAUAUUGCCAUUAAUCCUCCUGUUUAAAAAUAUCUAUAUAAAACUGACCAGGCGCAGACUUUUUACACAGUCCUUUCCCAAGUGAAGGAGUUUCCGAUGUCUUAGAAAAACAUAUGUACCCCAGGUGUCACUGCCUUCUCUAUUGUGAGUCAUUAUCAUAAAAGACCAAAAUCUUCUAAAAGAGGAGAUAGCAAGAUCCAUGGAUAUUAAAUCUGAGCAAAGAAGUGAAGUCAUUGGAGUCAUUUCUUUCUCUUCCUGGGAGAGACGUAAAGAGCAGUGGCUAAUUGACGGCUGCAAAUCUGAAACUCUGUGAUCAUUUCAAAAACAAUCUUUUGGCUUUUUUUUUUUCCAAUAAGACUUUUAAACUAUGUGACUGGAGAAUUAUCUUAAAUGCUCUAUGAUAGGCAGGUAGGAAUUGGAUUCAAACAUGAGUUAGGGAAAAGUGAUUGUUUUAUCUUGCGAAUGGCAACAUCUACUUGGUUCUUAAAGCACACAAUCAAAAUGGAGAAAAAUGUCCUUGGCAUGAGUGUAGAUUCAUGUGAGAUGUGAGAUAAAAAUAAAAUAAAGAGAUAGAAAAAUGUAUAUGAUUAUCCCUUUGUCCAUUCUGGAGCUUACGCUUUGGCUGUUAAUUUAAUGUGAAGUGCUAUUAGAGUAGUUAUAAAGGUUUGGAGAAAAACUCUCUACCACUGCUCUUGCCAGACUCUUGUGCUGGUUCAUAGAACCUUUUUUCUUACCAGUUAGUUAAGGUAAUGAGAAGAAAACAGAAUCGGCACAUCAUUAAAUUGAAAAGAAGGGAAGAGUUAAAAAAACAAACAAACAAACAAAACCUUGUGUGUUGAUAAAAAGUUCCACCCAUACCUUUUCUUCUUAGAAUUGUGGCUAUUGUAAAAUAUUUUAUCACAAAGAUACUCAGAAGUCUUCUCAGAUAAUGGACUACAUCAUAAGGAACAGAGAAACCUACACAUUCCAAAAAUACAACCUAAAUAGAAAACCAUUCCCUUUUUCAUUUCUAUACUUCAGAGCAGGAAAUCUCUAUUGAUUUCCUUGAAAAUGAUUACAUACCGAUUUAUUAACAACUUUAAUAUGUUUCUUUUGAUAUUGCUUUUAUCUCUCCAUCUUAAACUGUAUAACAAGCUUACCAGGUGAAAGACACAAGGUUAGAUGCUGUAUCUAGGGUCUUUUAAAGUAUCAUUAACUUAAACUUAAUUAUCACUCUAACAUUCUUAACUUUGAAACAGAAAAGAGAAAUCAAACCCAAAAUUUUAAGUGGAAAAUAAGGUAUACCACAGGCAGAUGUAGUUGGCUGAUCGAUAAAUUACAGUUCUAACAUCUCUAAAAAGUGUACCUAUAGUAUUUUUCUCUACCCCCACCCCUGCCUCUCUCUCUCUCUCUUCUCCCACCCACUUCCUAUAUGUUCUUCUUCCAUUAACCUCUUCCUUCCCUCCCAUUUCUUUUGGAUUUGACCGAACAGAUAUGUCCUCAGUGCACCCAUAAUGAAGAUGUCCUGGGGUAGGUUGCUAUUGAUUUUCCUGCCUAUGACCUUUUUUCUAUUUUCCUAAAAAAAUACCCUCUCCCACUGUCACAUUUGCUCAGACACUGUAUCAUGAACAGUAGACAAAUAUGAAUAUACUAGAUUGAUCUAUUACAGUUAGGGAGAGAAAUAACCAAACGCCUAAAUGACUACCAGCCUGGAUGCUCCAGUUCACCUUGUUUCCAUCAUUCACAAACAGGAAAACACAAAUAUCCCAGGCAAGAGCUUGAGCUAACAGUAGGAGAAGUUAGUAGCUAUUUCCUAUUCAGGCAUGACCAUAUCUACAGAGUCUGUUUUGCGAAGGAUUAUUCCAGAUCUCUUCUUUGCCCACCUCUGGGAUGAGACUUGGACUGGCAGAGAAAUCAGACCAAAGUCUCAUGCCC
This is a messenger RNA of Lutra lutra (Eurasian river otter), 6888 nucleotides long. RefSeq names its product hedgehog interacting protein (gene HHIP). Bases 576 to 2678 code for a protein of 700 amino acids. The transcript is spliced from 13 exons. The record is from RefSeq and is a predicted model, not a curated record. Lineage: Eukaryota; Metazoa; Chordata; Mammalia; Carnivora; Mustelidae.